AUGGCGGAAGCUAUCACCAAUCUCCUGGAGAUGGGAGCUACCAAUUUCUAUCGAAAUGUAACGGGAGCCUUCGAACAGAUGAAAACGAUGGAACUUCAGAAAUGGAUUCGAAUUAUCGCAGUCGUUGGAGCAUACCUUCUCAUUAGGCCAUAUUUCAUCAAGCUUGGCGCGAAGAAGCAGGAGAAAGAAUACUCUAAAGCAUUGGGUGAACAUGCGGAAAAGAAGGAGAAGGAAAAGCACGUCGGCGCAAACUCUUUCAGAGACUCAGUCAAAAUCCCCGAGGAUACGGACAGCGAGGAGGAUGCGAAAGCCAGUUCGAAUGACGUGAAAUGGGGCGGCAAGGCACGAAAGAAGCAGAGGCAGACAAUCAGGAAAAUUUUAGAUCAGGAGGAGAAGCUGAGAAGACAACAACAAGAGGAUGAUGAGGACAAGGAUAUUCAAGAAUUCCUCCACGAUUAG
Messenger RNA from Sclerotinia borealis F-4128, 459 nucleotides. The record is from the annotation of a GenBank genome assembly. Lineage: Eukaryota; Fungi; Ascomycota; Leotiomycetes; Helotiales; Sclerotiniaceae.